UCUCCGGGCAGUCUGAAUGUGGCUAAUCUUGAGUUUCUGACCCCAGGUGGAGAUUGUGAUGAGGUGUCAGUGGCUCUGGUUGUUUGUUGGUAUCUGGUGCCUGCUGAGCGGUCCUGUCUCGUGUGCCCCCACACUGCCCUCUGCUGACCUGGAGGACCUGCAGUCCAUCAGCUCAGAGGUCAUUGUGCGCAGGGGUCCCUGCAGCGCCACCUGUGGGCUGGGGCUCCGCACAGAGGAGAAGUGUUUACUGGAAGGAGGUGGGACUCCCCGGGACUGUCACGAGCACAAGGUGCGGUGCCUGCUGACCUGGCAGUGUGGCCUGCGCACCCUCACCGCACCCACAGGGGGCGCUGUGGUGCUGGACUGUUUGGGCGAGGUGACGCAGGCUCAGGGCAGGUUUGGUUUCUUCCUCUCCUGGCGCUAUGCCCGUGGAGUGGUCACCACCGAUGACAGCCUUUUUGCCCGCUGGCACACGCCGGUGCUGGAUCAGGUGACGCUGGACCCCCUGCAUGAGGAAAAUGCCGGAACCUACCGCUGUGACGUGCAGGACAGCACCCACCGCAUGGUCAAAAGGGUGUACUUCGGGGUUAAGGUCCUGCCCCCAGAUGUAAUACGCCUGAACUUUACCAAAGCCCUCAGCCAAUGGGAUAUCACAGACAAGAGGCUGAAUCCAGGACCAGGACCGGAGCCUGUCUAUUCCUAUCUAACACAGAGGGACAUGGUUCUGUACAGUUUGACUGUGGCAGCCGUAGCUGCGGCUCUCAUCUUCCUCUCUCUCCACUAUGGCUGCCAGAGGCUCACUGCCACAGCAGCAGUGAUAUGAACUCUGAUGACUAAUGCAUGCGCAGCACAGGCAGAUCCUCUGUUCAUAAACAAAGGCAUAACUAUAAAUCAAGCUGUGCUGUCACGUGUCUUUAAUACACUUUAAUUACAUUGCAGUGACUUAUUAGAUGCCAUAUCCAGAGUGACUUAUAAAAGUGGAGAACGUCAGUGUUAGACUCAGGAAAACAGAAGUGCAGUUUCACCAAGAAGACAAAAAAGGCCCACCUAUAGUCAUUGAUAGUA
Molecule: messenger RNA, 1065 nt
Organism: Anguilla anguilla (European eel)
Lineage: Eukaryota; Metazoa; Chordata; Actinopteri; Anguilliformes; Anguillidae
Gene: tmem81
Product: transmembrane protein 81
Exons: 2
Coding region: 59-823 (254 amino acids)
Source: RefSeq, a predicted model, not a curated record